UGUUUGAGCAACUCUAGUGCAGUUAACAAGUGAUAAAGGCCAAAAAAGGAUGAUGAAAUUACUGAGUUUGGGCGUUUUUCUGCUCAUCGGAGGAGUGUUGACAGAGGAUUUGUGCAUCGGAGAAUCCAAGGAUGGAAAGUGUGCAUUUCCAGCGAGAAAGAUCUCAGACAGUGAAGUGGACAGCUUGAUUAUUCUCUGCAAACUGGCAAAGGGUGUCUUUCCCUUCCAACCCCGAGACUCUAUGGCUCUUCCAAAGUCUCGGAAUCGCAAGCAAAUUCCCUAUCUUGAGAUGCGCAACUACAAUUUCGAGUAUAUGUACAAUUUCCACUUUGGCGAUUGCGAGGAAAACAUCAAGGCGCGCAGGGAAACCUUCUUCUGGCAACCCAACGUUGGUUCUGACUUUGUUGGACACACACUCCUCGCCAGGGAGUUCAAUGUUGAUGACAAAGAGAGGAACAACACUUGCAUUGGUUUAGCACAAACCACAGACUCAGAAAAGGUGGUCUUCAAUCCGAUUCAUCGGGAUAACUUCGAUGGGGAAGAGCCUAAGGAGCCCUACAGCUACGAAUACUUGACUCUCUUGGUGCCACUGAAGCAGACCUUCAAUGUGACGAAAGAAGUAUCUCGAGUUGAGACUCUGAAUUACUCUGAGAAUGUUGGCUUCUUCACUUACUACAACCCUUCAGAGUUCGAACAAGUGAUCGAAAUGUUUGUCGAUAUCAAGUACAGAGUUGCAUACAACUUCAAGGACGCAACUUUGGAUGAUUCCUUAUUUGAAGUUAACGAUGCGGAGGAUAAUCAAGAUGUUAACAUAUUGACGAGGCAAAAUAUCGAGAAUAGUCUGCAAAAGAGAACAGGCUACAACGUCACCGUUCCACCCUUCACAGCCAUCACAGCUCGCAUCGUUGGAAAGCAAACGACUGUGAAAUCCGAUCUUCUUGCAACUAGAUUCUAUCUCUACAGCGAUGAACCAUCUGGUUUCAACUCAACCGCCGAUGUGACCGGAAACAGAAACGAGUACUUCCUAAAGGACUUUUAUCUGGAAGAUGUUCAGGUGCAUCACACUUCUGAGGUCCUCGUUCUCAACUACACCACGAUCUACGUCGCUCUGCUCUGCUUAGGAGUGGUUCUUCUGGCUGGAAUUGUGGUCUUCUCAGUCAGAUUGGCCAUUAAGAAGUUCAGAACGCCACCUGCUGUGCCUUAUCAAACGCUCCAGGCGGACUCUUAAGCUUAGAAGCAUUGAAAUAUUGACAAAUAAAGUAUAUUUAAACCCAGAA
Messenger RNA from Phlebotomus argentipes, 1277 nucleotides. RefSeq lists its product as uncharacterized. Bases 50 to 1228 code for a protein of 392 amino acids. The record is from RefSeq and is a predicted model, not a curated record. The transcript has 2 exons. Lineage: Eukaryota; Metazoa; Arthropoda; Insecta; Diptera; Psychodidae.